CGGCUCGGCGCGGCUCGGCUCGGCACGACGCGAGCACUACGAUGUGCCAUGGGCGGCCGCUCCGGCUGAGCCCCGGGCCGCAGCCCCCCGCCCCGCUGCCCCUGGGGCCGUAGGGCCGCGGCCCCGCGCCCUGCCCGACGAUGACCCAGCCGUGGCCGGCGCUCCGCGGCGUGCUCUGGGAAUACUGCGCGGCUCUCCUGCUCGGCGGCUUCUGGGGACACUGCUCGCAUGGGAUGCCGCAUGUCAUCCGGAUAGGGGGGAUCUUUGAGUACACCGAUGGCCCCAACACGCAGGUGAUGAGCGCAGAGGAGCAAGCCUUCCGAUUUUCUGCCAACAUCAUCAACAGGAACAGAACGCUGCUGCCCAACACCACGCUGACCUACGACAUCCAGAGGAUACACUUCCACGACAGCUUUGAAGCCACCAAGAAAGCCUGUGACCAGCUGGCUCUCGGCGUCGUAGCAAUAUUCGGACCGUCCCAAGGCUCGUGCACCAACGCCGUGCAAUCCAUCUGCAAUGCCCUGGAGGUGCCGCACAUCCAGCUCCGGUGGAAGCACCACCCGUUGGAUAACAAGGACACUUUCUAUGUCAACCUUUAUCCCGACUACGCUUCCCUUAGCCAUGCCAUCCUGGACCUGGUGCAGUACUUGAAAUGGAGGUCAGCCACCGUGGUUUACGAUGACAGCACAGGCCUCAUCCGGCUGCAGGAGCUCAUCAUGGCCCCAUCACGGUACAACAUCCGCCUGAAGAUCCGCCAGCUGCCGCUGGACACGGACGAUGCGCGGCCGCUGCUGAAGGAGAUGAAGCGGGGCCGGGAGUUCCGCAUCAUCUUCGACUGCAGCCACCUGAUGGCAGCCCAGAUCCUCAGGCAGGCCAUGGCAAUGGGAAUGAUGACGGAGUACUACCACUUCAUCUUCACCACGCUGGAUCUUUAUGCAUUAGAUCUAGAACCAUACCGCUACUCUGGAGUGAACCUGACUGGUUUCAGGAUCCUCAACGUGGAGAACCCCCACGUGUCCUCCAUCAUCGAGAAGUGGGCGAUGGAGCGGCUGCAGUCUGCGCCCAAAGCAGAGCUGGGGCUGCUCGACGGCGUGAUGAUGACAGACGCUGCCCUGCUGUAUGAUGCUGUGCACGUGGUGUCCGUGUGCUAUCAGCGCGCCCCGCAGAUGACGGUGAAUUCCCUGCAGUGCCACCGGCACAAAGCCUGGCGCUUCGGCGGCCGCUUCAUGAACUUCAUCAAGGAGGCCCAGUGGGAAGGGCUCACCGGCCGCAUCGUCUUCAACAAGAGCAGCGGUCUGCGCACAGAUUUUGACUUGGACAUCAUCAGCCUGAAAGAAGACGGCCUUGAGAAGGUGGGUACGUGGAACCCCUCCAAUGGUCUGAACAUCACUGAGAUCUCCAAGGGACGAGGGCCCAACGUCACGGACUCGCUGAGCAACCGAUCUCUGAUUGUCACCACUGUGCUGGAGGAACCCUUCGUUAUGUUCCGCAAAUCCGACACGGCUCUGUUUGGGAACGACCGCUUCGAGGGGUACUGCAUCGACCUGCUGAAGGAGCUGGCUGUCAUCCUGGGCUUCACCUAUGAGAUCCGCCUGGUGGAGGAUGGCAAGUACGGAGCACAGGACGACAAGGGCCAGUGGAACGGGAUGAUCAAGGAGCUCAUCGACCAUAAAGCUGACCUGGCCGUUGCUCCUCUCACCAUCACCCACGUACGGGAAAAAGCGAUAGACUUCUCCAAGCCCUUUAUGACCCUGGGGGUCAGCAUUCUGUACCGGAAGCCCAACGGGACCAACCCCAGUGUGUUUUCCUUCCUCAACCCUUUGUCUCCUGAUAUUUGGAUGUACAUUCUCCUCGCCUACCUGGGGGUCAGCUGCGUGCUCUUUGUCAUAGCCAGGUUCAGCCCAUACGAGUGGUACGAUGCACAUCCCUGCAACCCCGGCUCGGACAUCGUGGAGAACAACUUCACCCUGUUCAACAGCUUCUGGUUCGGGAUGGGCGCGCUGAUGCAGCAAGGCUCGGAGCUGAUGCCCAAGGCGCUCUCCACGCGGAUCAUUGGUGGCAUCUGGUGGUUCUUCACCCUCAUCAUCAUUUCAUCCUACACGGCCAACCUCGCCGCCUUCCUGACAGUGGAGAGGAUGGAAUCCCCCAUUGACUCAGCAGACGACCUGGCAAAGCAGACCAAAAUCGAGUAUGGGGCUGUGAAGGAUGGGGCAACCAUGACCUUCUUCAAGAAAUCCAAAAUUUCCACCUUUGAAAAAAUGUGGGCUUUCAUGAGCAGCAAACCCACGGCUCUCGUCAAGAACAACGAGGAGGGAAUCCAGCGCACCCUGACGGCCGACUACGCCCUGCUGAUGGAGUCCACCACCAUCGAGUACAUCACCCAGAGGAACUGCAACCUCACCCAGGUCGGGGGGCUCAUCGACUCCAAGGGCUACGGGAUUGGGACCCCCAUGGGCUCACCGUACCGGGACAAGAUCACCAUCGCCAUCCUGCAGCUGCAGGAGGAGGACAAGCUGCACGUCAUGAAGGAGAAGUGGUGGCGGGGGAACGGUUGCCCUGAGGAUGAGAACAAGGAGGCCAGUGCCCUGGGCAUCCAAAACAUCGGCGGCAUUUUCAUCGUGCUGGCAGCAGGCUUGGUGCUGUCGGUCUUUGUGGCCAUGGUGGAGUUCAUCUACAAGCUGCGGAAGACGGCGGAACGCGAGCAGCGCUCCUUCUGCAGCGCGGUGGCCGAUGAGAUCCGGCUGUCUCUCACCUGCCAGCGCCGGGUCAAGCACAAACCACCACCACCCGUCAUGGUGAAGGCGGAUGCUGUGAUCAACAUGCACACCUUCAACGACCGGCGGCUGCCAGGGAAGGACAGCAUGAGCUGCAACACCGGCCUGACGCCCGUGUUCCCAUAGGCAGCGGGACCUGGGGGAGGGAGGGAAGGAUGUGCGAAGGAUGCGCUCCGAAGUAGGGAAGCAAGGAUUUAAAAACAAACAAAAAAAAAAAAAAACAAGAGGGAAAAAAGGAAGAAAGAAAGAAACAAAGAAAGAAAAAACAGGAAAAAAAGCAAACAAACAAAAAAAAACCAACAAAGCUUGGUUUGGCUCAUUUCGAGAACAAGGCCUUUCAACACAGCUGCAUCCAUCACCGGCGCAGAAGCAGCAACGUCAGAGCACAGACUGCACUGUGGGUCUCGGGGCUUUUCCGUUUGGUUUUUGCUGUUUUUCAUCCCUCCUUUUUUUACAGCUUUGCUCCCUCGUGCAGCCCAACGCCCCACCGGAGUCUGAUGUUUACACACUGAGAACACGCGGAGGGCACAACUGAAUUGAGCCAAACUGAGCCCCGGCGGGCAGCGAGGAGCCCCUGAGCACAGCUCCUCCAGCAUGGCAAUAAAGGGACACGUUGUCCAUCGGGUGUGCAUGGCACACCUGGGAGAAAGGGACAGGAGAAGCCCCCCGAUGCACUGCAGCUCCUGGCACGGAGGAGGCACCACAGCAGCCAUCGGUGGAGCCGAAGCAGCCCACAACGGAGCACAGCAAGCUGGAAUGGAACUGCAGGCGGGCAGGAAGGGGUUGGCAUGGUGUGCGUGGGGACUGCGAGGAACUGCGGCCAGCCUGGGGCUGCCCCAACGCCCCACACCACACAGUCCGGUUCCCCCCCCCCCCAGCCAGGCAACAGAGCCCAUGGGCUGCAGCAGAGAUGGGAGGAGAGCUGUUUCCCAGAGGAGGACAGGACAGGUGCCGUGAAGCUGGCUGCAGCUCUGCGUUCACACCUAAGCAUCCCGGUGGGGUCCCAGCACACGGUGCCAGCUCAGCCCAGUGCCUCACCCACCCACAGCUCCAUGCAAACGCACUCAUGUGUUCUUAAGGAAUCUUCCAUGCACUGUGUUCUUCUUUUCAGGUCGCUAACCCCGAAGGCUGGUCCUGAGCACCCAUCGAGUCGGAAUUACCAAAGACCCCUCUGCUAACCGAAAGGAACGCUGAGCAGCGCCGCUCCGCUCCGUCCCUCCAUGGGAACACAACCGACUCCUCCCCAACCACUGCCAAACAAAGCAAGCAGACCCACUGUCACCCCGAGCACCACGAGCACCACGAGCACUGCAGGAAGUGCUUUAAAGCUCUGGUGUUGAAGAAAAGCGCAGCCCCCAGCCCCUGCCCGGCAUCCCACAGCACGGGGGGCUUCUUCCCACCCCCCAUCAGGAAGGUUUCCUUGGAGCUUAUCCCGAUUAACAACCUAGAUCAAGGGGAGACAGCUCCUUUCCCGCCCCUCCAAACAGAAUUUGUCUUUAUUUUGUUCUCCCCUGAUGUAAAGAAGUAACGUAGAGACCCGAAACUAAAAACGGAUUUGUCAUAGUUUGACUCCGGUAGAGAUAUGCAAAGAGUUUACAUUUAUUUCCGCCUUUUCAUAGCAACUGUGAAAAGUCAGAGCUGAAAGCUGCCACCUCAGUGCACAUCACCACGGUCGUAGUUUGCUGACUGUGCACCCACUGCUGAGGAUGCACCAUGAGCACAGCUCUGCUCCCUGAGCUGAUGGGCACCACCAGUGCUCCUCACCACCCCAGGGCUGGGCAGGGCAGCAGAGCUGAUGCUCCCCCUGCAGAUUUAUAAGCCAUCAGACGGAGAUUUUCACAACCAUGACAAAGAUAAAAACAAAGCCUGAAACCUGCUUUAAAUGUCCUGAGAGUAAACCACCCCCAAACCUGCAUUCACUCGCUUCUCUGCAGACCUCUUUUGUUACUGAGCUGAAUAUCACUACUGCCGUGAGCCCCGGUUAUUCAUCUUUGACACCAGUUCAAUUUCCUUUUACUCACAAAUGCCCCAGAGUGACAGGUGAGCACCAGCACUGCUCGUGCUGUCGGCCAGCAAGACAAACCACUGCAGCUCUGCCUUCUCCCUUCUCUCUCCAACCACACGCCAGCACUCCGCGUGUCUGCCUGGUUCAGCCAUCACAAUCCUGCUCACUGCCAGGAAGCGUCGGCUCUGCUGACAGCACUGUGCUGCUGGGCAGGGAGCUCACAGCAGAGACACCGCCGGCCCCAUGGCCCCCCCAGCCCUGCUCACUGUGCUGGGCAGCUCUGAUCUCAGCACCGCUGCUGUAUGCUGGAGCAGGCUGGGAUGCAGCUGGGAUGCAGCUGGGAUGCAGCUGGGAUUCAGAUGGGAUGCAGAUGGGAUGCAGAGGGAACGCAGCUGGGACACAGCCGGGGCUGGGCUGUGCAGUGCUGUGCAGGCAGCAGUGAGGAACCCGGCAGAUGGCAGAGGGGAGAACCCAUAAGGCGCAGAUAUGAUGACGAAGCAUCAAAGCCUUUUGCAAGCUGCCCUGUGACCUGCUCAUGGCUACCAGCGACUCACGUCUUAGGAAUCUGACUUCCAGCUUUCAAGCAGGUUCGUUCCUUGCUUGGUGGGCAGAGGGACUGAAGAAGUGAGGAGGAAACGAAGAAAACCACAUUAGGGCUACAGAAUUGUACCCACAGUGUUGCCAUCCCCCUUUGCUGUCCCUUUCUCACCUGCUUUCUCCUUCCAGGUCUCCUGUGGGACAGAGCAGGGACACAUGGGCAGCUCCCUCUGGGGCUGCUCUUCCAUUUAGGCUGAUCUGAUGAGGUAAAGACCCCAACACUACAAACCCACUGAGUCAGCACAUGGAGGGACACCGCUCAGCCCCACAGCACUGCAGUGUGGGGUGCACUGCACUGCCCACACCUUUGUCAAACAAAAAACAGACAGAAAGAAAUAAAAAGGAACAGUGAAAACAAAGAAUGACCAACUGACCACAGCAAUGGAACAGAGUGCGAGAGAAAGAAGGAAAAACAGCAAAAUAAACAAACAAACAAACUGGUCUCCUUGACAUUCAGGGGAAUUUCCUUUGUGGACAUGCAGAAUUUCUAUGAAUAUAGUUUUUUGUAAACAUUUUGUAACGAUUUUGGUUUCAUAGUAACUGUGUUACUGGCUGAUCAUUCUAGGCUGAUGUAAAUAGGAUUUCCAAAAAAAGAAAAAGAAAAAAGAAAAAAAUCCGAUUAUUUUCCUUUUUAAGACACUGUGAUAUAUCCAAGUGCACAGUUUGCUGUAUGAAGUAAUAUGGUUUUAAAUUUUAAAUAAAAAUAAUUUCUAGAAAACAA
Molecule: messenger RNA, 6097 nt
Organism: Gallus gallus (chicken)
Lineage: Eukaryota; Metazoa; Chordata; Aves; Galliformes; Phasianidae
Gene: GRIK3
Product: glutamate ionotropic receptor kainate type subunit 3
Exons: 16
Coding region: 141-2900 (919 amino acids)
Biological process (GO): synaptic transmission, glutamatergic; modulation of chemical synaptic transmission; monoatomic ion transport
Cellular component (GO): presynaptic membrane; postsynaptic membrane; kainate selective glutamate receptor complex
Molecular function (GO): kainate selective glutamate receptor activity; transmitter-gated monoatomic ion channel activity involved in regulation of postsynaptic membrane potential
Source: RefSeq, a predicted model, not a curated record